Molecule: messenger RNA, 2090 nt
Organism: Polychytrium aggregatum
Lineage: Eukaryota; Fungi; Chytridiomycota; Chytridiomycetes; Polychytriales
Exons: 4
Coding region: 208-2040 (610 amino acids)
Biological process (GO): negative regulation of septation initiation signaling; protein ubiquitination; mitotic spindle assembly checkpoint signaling
Cellular component (GO): mitotic spindle pole body; cytosol; ubiquitin ligase complex
Molecular function (GO): protein binding; ubiquitin protein ligase activity
Source: RefSeq, a predicted model, not a curated record
CAUCGUCGCUGUCGCCGCCGUGGCCAUCGCCGACCCCUUCGUCCGGCUGCAUAUUGCUGCAGUCCCGUCCUUGCAUUCCGUUACAGCCCGAUUUACUCGUUCCAGGAUCGAGCGGCUUCUCUCGGCUGGCCUUUCCUCCGAACCCCAUCUUUUUUACCCAUCUGUCCGUACAGUCCCGUCCUGUCGCCGAUCCCCGCAUCUGUCGCCAUGACUACCGAAUCCGCCGUGCUUGUGCAGCUCUUUCCUUACAGCGCCGACGCCGUCGUCAACCCAAGUCGUCCCUGCGUCAAAUUCCCGCCAUUCGAGCGUCUCCUCGUUCCUGGCACCCACCUCCGCAUCGGCCGCAAGGUCGAUCCCUCAAAAUCCAAGCUCAAAAAGUCUUCCCUGCCCACCGUCCCGGACCUUAUCGAGCCCGCAGCGCCCCAGUCGAAUCUCAGUGCCUCCCUCGGCACCAGCUCCGAGCCACACCCGCAUCUCGCCGCCAACAUCAAUGUCGACCUCUCGACCUCGCCAGCCGCCGGCGGCUUGGUUGGUGCCGCCUCAACUUCGCCCGGAUGGACUGGAGCAAACAUGCCCUCGGCCGCAACCAAGGAACAGUCCGAUGAGUCAGAAAACAUGGUGGCAUUCCGGAGCAAAGUCGUCAGCCGAGAUCAUGCCGAGCUCUGGCUCGACUACGACGGGAAGGUCUACUUGCGCGACCGUGGAAGCUCAUCGGGCACAUUUUUGAAUCGCCUCCGUUUGUCGGCAAGCAGCAAAGAAAGCAAUCCAUAUCCGCUCAAGAGCAACGAUGUUAUCCAGCUGGGCGUCGACUACCAGGGCCGCCAGGAGGAUAUCUACCGUGCUAUCGGUAUCAAAGUCUUCAUCUCCGCCAAGAUCAACAAGCCUAUGGGCGAUCCUUACAGACUCCGUGUUGCCCUAGCCGCCCUCGUUGGUGCCAUGGGCAACUCGCACUCCGUCUCGGAUGCCUGCACAGAGUGCUGUAUAUGCAUCUCCAACCUCAACCCUGGCCAAGCCCUGUUCCUGGCCCCGUGCUCUCACUGCUUCCACUACAAGUGUGUCAUCCCCCUCGUCGACAACGGAUACAUGUUCCAGUGCCCGCUUUGUCGUCAGGUUGCUAACCUCGACGCCGCCGUCGGCGCCGACGACGACGUGCCGCAAAUCACCGACUCGUCUGUCCAGGAAGUCCUCGGCCUGUCCCAGCCUGGCUCCCAUCCCGCUGCGUUGUCCGCAGCCGGACCAAUUCCGUCGCCGCCUUCAGAGCGUGCACCGUCCUCGUAUGCCGCUCAGCAGGCGAUGGAUCUGUCGACUCACUCCCCGUCGCCAGACUCUGAAGAAGUCGAGGGCGCCGAGGUCACCAAUGCCACCCGCUCGCUCGCCAUCGAGAUUCCCAACGCCGCCCGAUCCGCCCUCCGCAGUGAAAUGUCGCCCAGCACGCCGCUGUCGUCCGAAAUCCUGAACGGCAACAUGGGCUCGCACCGAAACACCUUUGUUCCGCCCGCAACACUGCUCUCGCAGUCCCUCUCUGACCGGCGCUCCGAGGAUAGUCAGCGCAGCGGCAUCUUUGGCGGCCUCGCCACUUCUCUGCGCCGCAACCGCAGCGGCCGGAACGAGAGUCUUGGACGCCCCGUGCCUUCGCCGUCGGCGCCGACUCGGCUGGAGCGGAAGCUGACCCGGGUGAUUGCCGAGACGCUUGCAUCGUCUCCUCCGGACAUUCUCGCAAAGUUUGUGCAAGAAAACGGCGACCUCCUCGAGGAGAUUUUCGAAGAGUUCCCGGACUUGUUUUCGCAGCAACGUCGCAUCCUGUUGCGGGAUAUGGUCGAGGAAGCCGAGCUGUCACACCCGCAUGCCCUGAAUGCCAUGGCGGCGACCCAGUCUCCUCCAGUGGCAACGUCGAGCCAGUCUCCAAGUGGCAGCGCGAGCCUCUCCCGAUCGUUGUCGCCCCAGGCCGCCCACAUACGGACUCCUUCGAACUUGGGGCUCGUUCAGCGGGCAAAGUCGAUGCUCAAGGGCAAAUCCAAUGGGGGUGAUUCAUCGCUAUAGCCAGCUUUAGAUGCGUGGGAUACUCGUUUUCUUUCUUUCUUUCUUUCUUU